Messenger RNA from Hibiscus syriacus, 1133 nucleotides. Its product is annotated as E3 ubiquitin-protein ligase RING1-like. Gene Ontology annotation, molecular function: ubiquitin protein ligase activity. The coding region runs from base 63 to 1082 and encodes 339 amino acids. The record is from RefSeq and is a predicted model, not a curated record. Lineage: Eukaryota; Viridiplantae; Streptophyta; Magnoliopsida; Malvales; Malvaceae. Gene Ontology annotation, cellular component: cytoplasm. The transcript has 2 exons. Gene Ontology annotation, biological process: protein ubiquitination.
CAUUUUCCCUAUCCAGCUCUCCCGGCUCCGUCCCAAACAACUCUAAACCCGGGGAAAAAAACAUGUCGUCCGACGGGAACGUCACCGGCGGAGUCGGCGACGCUAACACCGUCGGCAUAACCAAUAAGCCUUUCUUUUGCUACCAAUGCAACCGUUCCGUGACGGUCACAAUUUCCCCUUCAUCUUCCGAUCCUUCUUGUCCCAUAUGCAACGAGGGAUUCCUCGAGGAAUACGAAAGCUCAAACCCUAAUCAAGGCCCCGGCUUCCUCAACCCGAAUCUGAAUUCAGCCCCGUUCGCUGACCCGUUCGCUGACUUGCUUCCGCUCCUUUUUCCUGCCGUUCCUCAUCCGUCUUCUUCAUCCACGACAACUUCAUCAUCCUCUACUCCCGGUGACACUAAUAACCCUAGUUUACCUGGGCCGACCCGGUCAGUCAGAGGUGACCCGUUCGCUUUCGAUCCGUUUACCUUCAUCCAAAAUCAUAUAAACGAUCUGCGUUCAGGCGGGGCUCGAAUCGAGUUCGUGAUUCAGAACAAUCCGUCCGACGCGGGAUUUCGGCUUCCGGCUAACAUAGGGGAUUAUUUCAUCGGAUCGGGCCUCGAGCAUGUGAUCCAGCAGCUGGCCGAAAAUGAUCCCAACCGGUACGGGACCCCACCUGCAUCUAAAUCAGCUAUUGAAGCUCUACCUUCAGUGAACAUAACAAAGGAUAAUUCGGAUUCGGAGUUCAACCAGUGUGCGGUUUGCAUGGACGAAUUUGAGGAAGGGACGGAAGCGAAGCAGAUGCCAUGUAAGCAUCUUUAUCAUAAGGAUUGUAUAUUGCCGUGGCUGGAAUUGCAUAAUUCGUGCCCCGUGUGUCGUCACGAGUUGCCUACCGAUGAUCCUGAUUAUGAGAGGAGGGAGCAGGGGACGGGUGAAGGUAAUGACGGUGGUGAUAGUGUGCAGAGGUCUGAUGGGGAUAAUCAGCCUGUUGAGAGGAGUUUUAGGAUAUCUCUGCCUUGGCCAUUUCAAGCUCAGGGACCUGGACCUGGUCCAGGACCAAGACCAGGUGAUAAUACAGAGACCAGGCAGGAAGAUUUGGAUUGAGAAUUCUUAAAUGCAACAAAAUACCCACUUUUGUUUCAUGUGACACGGUGA